Molecule: messenger RNA, 1651 nt
Organism: Sorghum bicolor (sorghum)
Lineage: Eukaryota; Viridiplantae; Streptophyta; Magnoliopsida; Poales; Poaceae
Exons: 1
Coding region: 100-1338 (412 amino acids)
Source: RefSeq, a predicted model, not a curated record
GUUGCUUCGGCAUCUCAAAGGACUCCCGCACCGCACCCGAGACGCAACAGCGCUCACAACACACUCCGUUUGAAACCGAGGCAGCAGCAGCAGCUAGCGAUGGUGGACGUGGACCACCGGAUGGCGGGGCUAGCCCCGUCGGUGGCGCACACGGCGGCGCUACGGCGCCUGUCGACGCGCGCCGCCGGGGGCGCCUCGUCGGCGUCCGCGUCGCCGCGGCACGGGCUGCACUCCUUCCACGCCGUGGCGGCGGGGGUGCUCUCCCACCUCCGCGACGCCGCCGGGGUGACCGUCCUCCCGGGCCUCACCGACGCGGAGCUCGCCCGCGCGGAGGCCGAGUUCGGGUUCACGUUCCCUCCCGACCUCCGCGCCGUGCUCGCUCUCGGCGUCCCCUCGGGUCCCGGGUUCCCCGACUGGCGCGGCCGGGGCCGGGCGGGUCUCCGCGCCGCGUUCGACCUCCCCGCCGCGGCGGCGUCGCUCCAGGUCGCGAGGGGCGCGCUGUGGCCGCGGUGCUGGGGACGGAGGCCCGCCGACCCGGACCGCGCCCUGCGGCUGGCCCGCUCAGCCAUCCGCCGCGCGCCGCUGCUCGUGCCGCUCUUCGACCGCUGCUACCUGCCCUGCCGACCCUGCCUCGCCGGGAACCCCGUCUUCUUCGUCGCCGACGACCGCGUCCUCUGCUGCGGCCUCGACCUGCUCCACUUCUUCACCCGCGACUCCUCGUUCCAGCCGACGACGGCGAUGGAUCACGUCGUCUCCUCCUCCUCUCCGCUCGCGUCCCCGCUCCUCUCCGCCGGCGCGACGACCAGCAGGCCGUCGUGCACGCGCCGGAGCCUCGACGCCGUCCAGGCCCCGCGCUGGAUCGAGUUCUGGAGCGACGCCGCGUCCGACCGCCGCCGCCGCGACUCAUCGUCCUCGGAAGCCUCCACCGCCUCCUCAUCCUCCUCCUCGUCCUCAAGCUGCUCAUCGCCACCCCGGCGGUCAACCCCGCGGUGGGUCGACAACUACCUCGACGAGCUGGGAUCAAUGCUGAAGAAAGGCGGGUGGAGGGACCGUGAAGUGGACGAGAUGGUCGAGGUCACCGCCUCCGGGUUCUUCGACGGCGAGGAGGCCGGGGCCCCAGCACCCGAUUCCGAGGCUAUCCUCGACGCGCUGGUCCUCAAGACCGACCGGUGCUCGGACUCGCUCCGGCGCGCCGGAUGGACCUCAGAGGACGUGUCGGACGCGCUGGGGCUCGACUUCCGGCGCGGCAAGGAGCGGUCCCGGUCGGCCGCCGUGCGCAUCCCGCCGGAGAUCGCCGCCAAGGUCCAGCGCCUGGCGCAAGCGCUGGCACGCCCGUGACCUCGAUCGAUCUCCGCCACCCCGGACGCUUCUCAUUCUUUGUUAUCUCCGGUCCGAAUCAAAGUACACUAGUAUAAUUAAGUGAGGAAGUAAACUAGGCCAUGUUCGCGCGCAUGAGCGCGCGAGUAAAUUAUGCCCGUGCUCAUGUGCGCCAAGCACCGUGUUCGUUGUAAGAUACUACAGUGUCCCAGAAAUGCAAGCUAAAUUCGCCGAAAAGGCACAAUUGCGCGCGCACACACACACACAGUAGUUAAAAACGCUCCGUCAAUAUUUUGCAACGGACUGGUGAUCUUUUAAACUAACGUUUCUUUGA